AUGGUGUUCAAGCCGUUCACCCAUCUCGCGCGUCAAAGUUUCGCCAAAGCCUUUACCCAUGGCUAUGCCCAGUCGGUAGUCGCGGCGUCGCAGUCCUCCUACGCGUCGUCCACCACUUUCAACAACCUCGCCUGCACACCGGCCAAGUUCUCCCGCACCACCCAGCUACAGAAUGCUUUCUCGAACGCGUCCAGCUCGUCCGGCGCCGGCGCCAAGGCUAGCCAGGGCGGCUCCGGGUCUGGUGACUUCGGUCUAGCUGCGUACUACGCUGCCUGGCAGCAUGCGCAGCAGACCGGCGAUGACAGUGAUUGGACACAGUUUCAGUUCAAGCGGCGCAUCGGCUGGAAGCCCGAGUCUGUGGAAGAGGGCGACCAUGCCGUGCAAGAGUCGCGGUCCGAGUCCGUACCGCCCCAUCUGACCAAGGCGGCUGUGAAUGAAGAUGUCAGUGCACAGGUGGAGGAAGCUGUGGCUCGAGAAAUUCAGAUUCAGGAGGAGCAGGCACAGGCCGAGGAGGCUUUGGAGGCGACAGAGGCCACUGCGGACUCCGCAGUCGAAGAGACCGUUGCCUCGGACCCCGUGUCUGACGCGACCAAGACCGCCUCGGGUCGAAUUGCACAGCUGGCCACGGAGAAGAAUUAUGCAGAGAUUCCGGGUGCCUUCGAGUCCUUGCUCAAGGACGGGCUGACCCCGACAGUGGAGGCGUACAAUGCCCUCCUGGUCGCUGCCAUCCGACUUCAUCCAGACGCCGUGGUGGCCAUCCCCAAGGCGCUCGAUGUCUACUCGGAUAUGCUACGUCGAAGGGUAAUUCCCGACGAAGAUACCUACCAGACCCUGGUCCAGCUGUUGGUGACUCGAGCGCAUGACACAAUCAAGGCCAAGGAAGUGCUGGAGCAGGAGCGGGUCCGUUUCGGUGGAAUGGAGGAGCCCGGAAAGUUCAUGCUGCAGUCGAGUGAAUUGGAGCGCGACAUUUUGGCCGAGGAUCACUCCUUGUCUAUCGCCGUGAAACUCUUUGACACCGCCACGACCCGUCAUGCCGAGCUCGUGUUCCCGCGGGAGAUGUACCGACACCUCAUCAUCGCAUGUGCUGAAGAAGGCAGGGUGGAGGACAUGAUCCGCAUCUUUGCCCACAUGGAGACGCAGGAGGUGAUUCCCCAUGCUACCAUCUUCCCGUCUAUGAUCGAUGCGUUUGCGGCUAGCGGCGAUCUCAAGAGCGCCGUGGAAUGCUACAACGAGUACCGAAGUCUUGCCGUUUCUGACGACGAUGGAGUGUUCAGCAUCGUUCAGCGUCUGGACGGUCAAGUUUAUGCUGCUUUGAUCCGCGCCUAUCUCUCUUGCGGGAAGAACGAGGGCGCGAUUCACUUCCUCGAUCGCGUGCGCUCCUCGUUUGAUGAUAUUACGGAGAACCGCGAGGCUCGCUGGGACGCCGUCGAGUCGGUGAUCGUCCAAGAUGCUCUCGUGCAGCACUCGCUAGACGCUGGAGAGUACAGCAAAGCCUUGGAGCAGGCCAAGACGGAGUUGCACGACGAGUCUCGGGAUCAGGCCAUCUCUCGGAUCUGCGUGGCCGCGGCCGAUGCAGGCGAUCUGGCCACUGCUUCCGAGGCGUACGAUCGUCUACCUACCGCGCCUGAUGCUCGGCAGAAUCCUGCGAUCUCUUUGAUGGCUCUUCAUGUCCGCCGGGGCAAUGUGUCGGCGGCCCGUUCCUUGUGGAUCAUGUUGAACACCGUGGGUCAGGCGACCCCGGAUAUGGUUCAGCCGACCGCCAUGUACUCGAUUGCAUUGCUCAAGAGUGGCCAGAUCGAAGAAGCCCUACAGGAGGCCCGCAACUCGUUCGCCCGUAUCCGGAACGCUUCUGCUCAUGACGCUGCCGUCUCGUCUCUCACCUGCGAGCAGAUCACCGAGACCCUUCACCUGUUUGGCCGAGUAUUGAUCCAGACUGCCGCGGUGCUCUCUCCUCAAGCGGCUAUGAACCUUCUCUGGUCCAUGGUUGAGAACGGUGGCCUUGUCUCUCCUCUGGCCGAGCACGCUGUCGCCAGUCUGGGGCCCAUGGGCAUCUCCCAGCUCAGCCCCACUGAUCUCACCCUUGCCCUUCAGCUCCAGGCCGGCAUGCUGGCUAGCAACAGCGCCAUGCUGUUCGACAUUGCUCACCCGGUCCGCUUCGCGCACAUGCUUGAUGUGGCUCUGUCGACUGCUAUUCCCCUGGACACUUACACGACUGGUCUGAUCGACCAGGCCAUCGGAAAGCUUUUCACCAGCCGGCCGGAUGUUGUCAAGAAGUGGCAAGAGCAUUUGGAGCGGUCGACCCAAGCAUCCUUGCAGUCCGACCGCCAGAGCCCCGUCUCCAUGGCAGAGACUUCGAUCACGACCCCAACGUCCAACUCGGAUUCGGUCGACCCUUAUGCAUAUGCCACCGACUUUCGGGGAUCUGCCAUCAUCGCAGAUGAACUUGAGAAGACAGCCGGCCGCGCCGAGACCCAUCUCAACGAAGCGAUGAUCCGAGUCAAGAACAUGCGCCGUAUCGGCCGUCACCCUCGCUACAUCACAUACGCCAAGCUGAUUACCGCUGCCGCCAAGGUUGGUCGCAUGGACUCGGUGCACGAGAUCUUGGGUAUGGCCCGGGCCGAUGUCCCCCUCAACCCGGCGUACCACCUUGUCAAGUACGGGUGGGUGUCAAUUCUCGACGCCAUGGUCGCUGCUUGCCUUACCCUCGGUGAUCGACAGCUGGCCGGUCAAUAUCAUCAGGAGCUUCUAGGCCUUGGAUCUGCGCCCUCGGCCAACACCUUCGGGUUGUACAUCACCACUCUCAAGGAGUCGACCAAGACCUUUGACGAAGCCACCGAGGCCCUCAAGAUUUUCCACCGCGCAGUGGCGGAGGGCGUGGAGCCCACUUCGUUCCUGUACAACGCCCUGAUUGGCAAGCUCGGCAAGGCCCGUCGCAUUGAUGACUGUCUCGCAUACUUUGCUGAGAUGCGCACCAACAACGUGCGCCCAACCAGCGUCACCUACGGAACAAUCGUCAAUGCUCUGUGCCGUGUGAGCGACGAGCGGUUCGCCGAGGAAAUGUUCGAGGAGAUGGAGUCGAUGCCCAACUACAAGCCGCGGCCCGCGCCGUACAACUCCAUGAUCCAGUAUUUCCUCACCACGAAGCGUGACCGCAGCAAGGUUCUGGCAUACUAUGAGCGCAUGCAGGCUCGCAAGAUCCAGCCGACGAUGCACACUUACAAGUUGCUCAUCGACGCCCAUGCUUCGCUUGAGCCGGUCGACAUGGACGCGGCUGAGAAGGUCCUGCAGUCGAUGCGGGCUGCUGGGCAACGACCUGAUGCUGUUCACUACGCUUCUCUCAUCCACGCCAAGGGCUGCGUGCAACAUGACUUGGAUGGCGCCCGGCAGGUGUUUGACUCGGUUGUGGCCGAUCCCACCGUGCGUCCGCAGCCGUGUCUAUACCAGGCCCUCUUCGAGGCAAUGGUCGCCAACAACCGGGUGGCAGAUACCGAGGCGAUUGUCCAGGGCAUGCUAAAGCGCAGGGUUGAGAUGACCCCGUAUAUCGCCAACACUCUCAUCCACGGAUGGGCCACUGAGGGCAGCGUAUCCAAGGCCAAGGCCAUCUACGACAGCAUCGGUCUCGCGAAGCGUGAGCCUAGCACCUACGAAGCGAUGACCCGCGCAUUCUUGGGCGCAGACGACCGCGCGAGCGCCUCAACCAUUGUCCAGGAGAUGAUGUCGCGCGGAUACCCGUCCGCCGUGGCCGGCAAGAUCAUGGAUCUGGUCGGCGGCACCGCUCCCUCCACCUAA
This is a messenger RNA of Penicillium lagena, 3789 nucleotides long. Its product is annotated as pentatricopeptide repeat protein. The transcript has a single exon. The record is from RefSeq and is a predicted model, not a curated record. Bases 1 to 3789 code for a protein of 1262 amino acids. NCBI's taxonomy places the organism in Eukaryota, Fungi, Ascomycota, Eurotiomycetes, Eurotiales, Aspergillaceae. Gene Ontology annotation, molecular function: protein binding.